Rhizoctonia solani is the source of this 2622-nucleotide messenger RNA. RefSeq names its product OPT oligopeptide transporter protein. The transcript is spliced from 15 exons. Gene Ontology annotation, molecular function: oligopeptide transmembrane transporter activity. NCBI's taxonomy places the organism in Eukaryota, Fungi, Basidiomycota, Agaricomycetes, Cantharellales, Ceratobasidiaceae. Bases 1 to 2622 code for a protein of 873 amino acids. Gene Ontology annotation, biological process: transmembrane transport. The record is from RefSeq and is a predicted model, not a curated record.
AUGUCUCGUCCAUACUCGUCGGCGGGGAGCAACAGCCAUCCGCCAUACAUGGAUCCACGAUACCAGUAUCCAGAGACGCCGACGACAGCGAGCACAUGGACUUCAGAUGCCCAAUGGGCCUAUGGGCCAGGCAGUCGGCCCUAUACGGGUGCUGGCGAGGACCUCUAUGAGGAGGAUGAGAGCGAGGAUGAAGAUGUGUUUGCUUAUCUGCCCCCUACUACCGCUGAGCAGCAAGCCGCCCAACAACAGCAACAGCAGCAGCAGCAGCAAAUGCAUAUUCAGCCCGCAACUGCACCCCUCGCCAGUGUACAGCCGGUGACGUAUCCAAACAGCCGACCAGCUCUCUCUUCCCCCACACCGGUUCUCCCGCCUACUACUCCAGUCCACCCAUCCGCUGCCCGACACAUCGACACUCCAGACUCUCUCGUCCCUCCCGAAUCAUUCCGCAUGCGCACUCUCAAAGAGCGUGUGCCGAGACAGAACAAGACCCCGGAAGUACACGUAUCGCUCGAAGACCCCGAUCCGGAACUUGGCAGAUUAAGACCAAAGCGGAGUAUAUCCAGCGACCAUGUCAUGGAGGAGCUCCUGGCCCCAGCGAACUCCACGAUCACAAGUUCGCCAAGACAGGUGACGGAGCAACACUCACUUGAGGAAGAAGACGACUCGCCGUACCCCGAGGUUCGGGCUAGUGUAUCCAAUAUCGACGACCCGGAGAUGCCUGCUCUUACCUUCCGUGUUUGGGCCAUGGGUUUAUUCUUGUGCAUGCUCGCAGCCAGCGCCAACACCUUUUUCAACUUUCGCUAUCCGGCCCUUCGCUGGCUCCCUUGUCAUGCUGUUCCGCGUUGGUUGGGAGGUGGAACAUUUUCUUUCAAUCCUGGGCCGUUCAAUAUCAAGGAACACGUCUUGUUGUACAUCAUGAGCAACGUAGCCACCGCACCCGGGUAUGCAAUGAACGUCAUUAUCGCUGCCGAAGAAUUUUACAAUAUCAGGCUCGGAGUUGGUUGGAGCAUCUGCCUAAUGAUUGCGACCCAAUUAACCGGCUUUGGUCUCGCCGGAAUGUGCCGUCGGUACCUGGUUCAACCCGCAUCGAUGAUCUGGCCACAAAACCUCGUCGUGUGCACCCUCCUCAACACUCUUCACGCCGAAGACGACGAGCCUGCGCGGGCGGAAUCACCGAUUCAAGUUCUUCCUCUAUGUGUCCGCCGGCGCGUUUUUGGCAGUUUUUGCCGGGUUUUUGUUCACGGCCUUGUCGGCGUUUUCGUGGAUAUGUUGGUUCCGUCCGACAUACAUCGGUUCGCCGUUGAUGGUUCCUGGUGGGCCGAGGUGCACGUCAUGCUCGGUUUCAUCAUUUUCUACUGGAUCCUGGCUCCUAUCAUGUACUACAAAAAUGUCUGGAACUUUGCUUACCUCCCCAUGUCUACCGGCGGGCCAUACGACCGCUUUGGGAAAUCCUACGACAUCCUCCGUGUCAUCGACAUUGAACACCACUCGCUCAACGUAACGGCCUAUGAAGAAUACUCCAGGCUCUACCUCCCAGCAACAUACGCCAUCACCUACCUCCUCGCAUUCUCCAUCUCCACCGCCGUCCUCGUCCACACCAUCCUCUACCACGGCCCAACUCUGCUGGCGGGUAUCAAAAACCUGCGCAUUGAAGAAGACGACGUGCACGCCCGACUGAUGCGUCACUACCCCGAAGUCCCGGACUGGUGGUACCUCCUCUCGCUCGCGAUCUUUUUCGCCCUCGCCAUGAUCUCGGCGCUGGUGUGGCCGACGGGUAUGCCCUGGUGGGGGAUGCCGUUUUCCUUGUUGCUUCCGACGGUGUACAUCGUGCCUAUUGCAUACGUGUAUGCGAUGACGGGUCAGCCGUUGAACAUUAAUUUGCUGGCCGAGGUUAUUCCUGGGAGCUUGAUCCCCGGGAAGCCGUUGCCGAACAUGAUAUUCAAGUCUUACGCGGUCCAGUCUCUCGCAGAGGCACUCACGUUUGUGCAGGACCUCAAGCUGGGGCAUUAUAUCAAGGUUUCCCCGAGGGCGACGUUUAUGGUCCAGAUGGUCUCGACGCUCAUGUCGGCGUUUGUCCAAGUGGGAGUAAAAGAAUGGAUGUUUCGUAAUGUGAAGGAUAUAUGCAAGGACACUCAGCCGCAAAAGUUGACGUGUCCGCAUAACCGCGUGUAUUUUACCGCGUCGGCUGUUUGGGGUCUCAUCGGUCCGACACGUACAUUCGGCCAAGGCGCGACGUACCAUCCUCAGCUUUCCCCAGUCUCGACUUCGAUACGUAACAUGCCCGUCUUGCUCAACGGGCCAAUGUGGAUACCUCCCGCGACGGGUAUCAACUAUUCCAGUUGGUUUGUCAUUGGGUUUUUGUUCCAGUAUGUUGUGCGCAGGCGUAACUUUAGGUGGUGGUCCAAGUUUAACUAUGCGCUUAGCGCCGCGCUCGAUUCGGCACCAUCGUUUCGGUUCUUUUUAUUUUCUUUUGUAUACAAUUCCCGUUGGGACAAGGGCUCGAUCGAUUGGUGGGGGAACACGGUGCAUAUGAACACUGCCGACUAUAUGAAACUACCAUACUUGAAGGCCCCGCCGAAGGAUUCUCAUAGUACCUCCCCACAAAACUCCCCACAUCCCUAG